GCAGCAGCGCGACGGCGCCGGCAUCGUCCUAACUUGCACGCGCGGAGUGACCCCAGCCAUUUCACUAAAAUGAGCGUGCUUAGCAGGAAGAGAUGUGUUCCUUACACUAGAAAUUACCCCGUCACAGGUAGCGGUGUCCCAGUUAAUGGAUUCUGACAUGGAUUAUGAAAGGCCAAACGUAGAGACCAUCAAGUGCGUGGUAGUGGGGGACAACGCUGUGGGCAAGACCAGGCUCAUCUGUGCCCGGGCCUGCAAUGCCACCCUCACCCAGUACCAGCUGCUAGCCACCCAUGUGCCCACAGUUUGGGCCAUCGACCAGUACCGGGUGUGUCAGGAGGUGCUGGAACGUUCCCGAGACGUGGUAGAUGAUGUCAGCGUGUCCCUCCGUCUCUGGGACACCUUUGGAGAUCACCACAAAGACCGUCGCUUUGCUUAUGGGAGAUCCGAUGUGGUGGUUCUGUGCUUCUCCAUUGCCAACCCCAACUCCCUCCACCAUGUCAAGACCAUGUGGUACCCAGAAAUCAAACACUUCUGCCCCCGAGCACCUGUCAUCUUGGUGGGCUGCCAGCUGGACCUGCGCUACGCCGACCUGGAGGCUGUCAAUAGGGCCAGGAGACCCUUGGCUAGGCCCAUCAAGCCCAAUGAGAUCCUUCCCCCAGAGAAGGGUCGGGAGGUGGCCAAGGAGCUGGGCAUCCCCUACUACGAGACCAGCGUGGUGGCCCAGUUCGGCAUCAAGGACGUCUUUGACAACGCCAUCCGUGCAGCGCUCAUCUCCCGCCGGCACCUGCAGUUCUGGAAGUCCCACCUCCGCAAUGUGCAGCGGCCUCUGCUGCAGGCGCCCUUCCUGCCCCCCAAGCCGCCUCCCCCCAUCAUUGUGGUGCCUGAUGCCCCCUCCAGCAGCGAGGAGUGCCCCGCCCACCUCCUGGAGGACCCGCUGUGCGCGGACGUCAUCCUGGUGCUGCAGGAGCGUGUGCGCAUCUUUGCCCACAAGAUCUACCUCUCCACUUCCUCCUCCAAGUUCUACGACCUGUUCCUCAUGGACCUGAGUGAGGGGGAUCUGGGGGGCCCCUCAGGGUCAGGGGGCCCCUGCCCGGAGGACCACCGGGGUCGCCCUGAUCAACACCACCACCAUCACCACCACCACCAUGGCCGGGACUUCCUGCUUCGGGCAGCCAGCUUUGAUGUGUGCGAGAGCGUGGAGGAGAGCCGGGGCUGCGGGCCCGCCGGGCUCCGGGCUUCAACUAGCGAUGGGAUCCUACGGGGCAGUGGGACAGGGUACCUGCCUGGGAGGGGUCGAGUGCUGUCUUCCUGGAGCCGAGCUUUUGUGAGCAUCCAGGAAGAGAUGGCAGAGGAUCCACUGACUUAUAAAUCCCGGCUGAUGGUGGUGGUGAAAAUGGACAACUCCAUCCAGCCGGGGCCCUUCCGGGCUGUUCUCAAGUACCUGUACACAGGGGAGCUGGACGAGAAUGAGCGGGACCUUAUGCACAUCGCCCACAUUGCUGAGCUGCUCGAGGUCUUUGAUCUGCGCAUGAUGGUGGCCAACAUUCUCAACAAUGAGGCCUUCAUGAACCAGGAGAUCACCAAGGCCUUCCACGUCCGCCGGACCAACCGGGUUAAGGAGUGCUUGGCAAAAGGCACCUUCUCAGAUGUGACCUUCAUCCUGGAUGAUGGCACCAUCAGCGCCCACAAGCCCCUGUUGAUUUCCAGCUGUGACUGGAUGGCUGCCAUGUUUGGGGGGCCGUUUGUGGAGAGUUCCACCAGGGAGGUGGUGUUUCCUUACACAAGCAAGAGCUGCAUGAGGGCCGUGCUGGAAUACCUGUACACCGGCAUGUUCACCUCCAGCCCCGACCUGGACGACAUGAAGCUCAUCAUCCUGGCCAACCGCCUCUGCCUGCCACACUUGGUCGCCCUCACAGAGCAAUACACAGUGACCGGGCUGAUGGAAGCAACUCAGAUGAUGGUAGACAUCGAUGGGGACGUCCUUGUGUUCCUGGAACUGGCUCAGUUCCACUGCGCAUAUCAGUUGGCUGACUGGUGUCUCCAUCACAUCUGCACCAACUACAACAACGUGUGUCGCAAGUUCCCUCGAGACAUGAAGGCCAUGUCCCCAGAAAACCAGGAGUAUUUUGAGAAGCACCGGUGGCCGCCUGUCUGGUACCUGAAGGAGGAAGACCACUACCAGCGGGCCCGGAAGGAGCGUCAGAAGGAGGACUAUCUCCACCUGAGACGGCAGCCCAAGCGGCGCUGGCUGUUCUGGAACAGCCCUUCCUCGCCGGCCUCUUCAGCCACCUCCUCGUCCUCCCCAUCUUCCUCCUCGGCUGUGGUCUGAGAUGCUGCCACCCUCUUCUGACCCCGCUGCUGUUGCCCCCACUUGUUCUUGCCCCUCUGCUCUUCUGCAUCGCCCCCUCCACCUUCCAGGGACAAAGGACUCACAUAACCGGGACCCUACGGGGAGGAGCUGCUCUCACCAGCCAGCAUAGCUCAGCAGAGAGAGGAAGGAGCCGUGCCUCGUGGGUCGGAACAGGCGCCCGGGGAGAGGUCCUGAUUCUACAGCAGGGCAGGAGACGGCUCCUGGGAGGUGGGGAGCGGGGAAAGGGCUGAGGGCUGUGGCCUCUGGUCUGUGGGUUGGAGAGCCCUAGAAUCAAAGGGAAACGCUCCCAGCCGUGAGGCCGUGUGUCUUGGUCUGCGGAGGCAGCCUCCUCCCUGUGAGCGGCCGUGAGCAGGCAGGGUCGUACCUCUGUUGAUCGUGUGUUUGCAUCAGUGGACUUAGAGGGUUGCAAAUGUUUUGUGGGCAUUUGCACGUGGAACCUACUCAAAUCCUCACUGGAGAAGUCAGGGUAGAAAUUAAGCCUUCAGAACCCAACUCAAGGUUUCCACCCCUGGGGUGCAGCUGCCAGAGGCCGCAAGUGGAAGGCUGGCCCUCUGCCAUCAUCCCUCCCAGGGCUGUGGGCAUCCAGGCCUGAGAAGGGCGGCAGAGGUUGCUCAGAGCUGCAGGCCUAGAAGCAGUGCCUCUUGGUGCAAUGAGAAACUUCUUUCUCCCCCCUCCUUCACCGCUCAGAUUUGGAGAUGGAAACGAAAGGAAACAGCUGGAACGGGGAGAGAAGGAAGGGAGUGAUGGGGGCCUGGGUACAGCAAUCCCAUGCUCCUUUGGGCUCCUCCCCCUGCCUCUGGUUAGCAUGGCUUCUCCUGGGGUAAAUUUAGCAAAAAACCCCAAACAACAAUGAACAGAAUCACCACCAACAAAAA
Messenger RNA from Lipotes vexillifer (Yangtze River dolphin), 3246 nucleotides. It is a transcript of the gene RHOBTB2, whose product is annotated as Rho related BTB domain containing 2. The transcript is spliced from 10 exons. Gene Ontology annotation, biological process: small GTPase-mediated signal transduction. The record is from RefSeq and is a predicted model, not a curated record. Bases 146 to 2329 code for a protein of 727 amino acids. Lineage: Eukaryota; Metazoa; Chordata; Mammalia; Artiodactyla; Lipotidae. Gene Ontology annotation, molecular function: GTP binding; protein binding; GTPase activity.